Messenger RNA from Penicillium bovifimosum, 678 nucleotides. RefSeq lists its product as uncharacterized. Lineage: Eukaryota; Fungi; Ascomycota; Eurotiomycetes; Eurotiales; Aspergillaceae. The record is from RefSeq and is a predicted model, not a curated record. Bases 1 to 678 code for a protein of 225 amino acids. The transcript has a single exon.
AUGGAAGACCUCCAAAUGGGUGGAACCAGUCCAACUUGCUCGAGUGACUCAUAUAUGCCUUCUUAUUGUUAUUCAGGAGUGAACUCGUUCGGCACAACAACAGACCUGCAGACAGAGGAAAGCGAGCAGAGCAUGGAUGACUCCGGGCCCUCGACGCCAGUCCACUAUUCCGAGUCUUUCAGGGACGACGAUUGCAUCCGAGUUAUUAGACCCUAUGCCAUUGAGGAACCCGACGAUGAGCCUGAUUAUACCAUUCCGAGGUUAUAUACACCAUGUCUCCCAGAUCGGUUUGAACAAUGGCAGCGCGAUUUGGCGGACUACAUGGACGACCUGGAUUGUCAACCCGAUGGACUCUAUCCCUAUUCCCGAAGGACCACACGAAAGGAAGGACGGAAAAGGAAAACGGCCCACAUCACUGAUGCCACACAGCCCUGCCACCCGCACAUGAAACACAGACAUACAUCGGUCAAGAUUCAGCCUCAGAUGCGUGGCAAUGGUACCAAGCGACAGAAGCUUAGCAAACAACCGCAUGGAGUUUCACAGAGGAUAGACUCGUUCAUGGGUUACCGGGAAGCAGGUGCCCACGAAAGCUCAAGUCCCGAACUUCGAUCGGCCAGUCUUAGUGGCAGCGAUACUGUGCACAGCUCGUGCAGCUCUGAGGAUAUGGACAUUGGAUAA